CUGCUGCUGCUCAGGCACGGGCGAGCAAGAGAGCGAGUGCAUGUGCGGUGCGACGACACGAUCGAAGAUGGCGAGGGUAGGGUUUUAGGCCGCCGAUGCAGAGCUGCCAAGCAGCAGACGCCAAAGCACCUCAACGCUACUCACCAGCCGCAAGCACCCGUUGACUGUUCUUCUUCCUCUUCUUCUUGUUCCGUUCAGAUAAGUCGGUGACGGCUGCUGCCGCUGCUGCUGCCGCUGCUGCUGCCGCUGCUGCUGGCGUUGAUCUCUUUCUCUCGCACGCACGCAUCUGCUGCCCCUCCGCUAACUAAGACUUCAGAGAGACUUCGUGAGAAGAAGAAGACGACGACGGCAGCGGCAGAGGAGAAAUUCGCCCUUCUCGUUCGCACGCGCGCACCUAUCAUCGAACUAACGUAGUUAAGUCUCCCGCGACACCAGCCAGUAGCUGCUCCCGGCUCUAAUAAAGGUCGCCGCCGACGCGCAACUAACGCGCGCGCGCGCGCGCGCACAGGGCCGAAAUCGAGAGAGAAAGAGAGAGAGAGAGAGAGAGAGAGAGAGAGAGAGAGAGAGAGCGAAAAAUCUGGCGGCAGCGAAAAAGAGGAAAAGAGACGUAUAAAAAAGAAAGGGCGGCUUAAUUGGACUGCGCGCGAGCGCGAGCUGCCACAUCGUCGUCGCUUAUCUCUCCACUUGCUGUUGCCGGUGCCACUUAAGCGUUUCGUAUAUAUAGAAGCCGGUGGCGCGGCAGCGGGCCAAGCUAAUCGAAAAAAAUCCCGACUGCCAAAUUAAGAGCGAGCGGCAGGGGCAUUCGUGCAAGCAAGUCAGUAGCCCCCUGCGGGCGCGUGUCUAUAUCGACACUCGAACUGCUCGAUAAGGGGGGGGAAACUGAUUCGGGGGCCGGAGAGAGAGAAAAAAAACACGAGCCGAGGGAUAAAAAAGACGAUCGCGUUAAUAGGCCGCGUGAAUAAUCGGCCGGAAAUCGGGCGAAAUCAAACAUGAGGAUUCGUCGCAAACUCAAGAGGAAGAAGCCACUUACGGGCGCGCCGAGCUAGACGCCCACCCCACACGCCGACGUUCUUUCAGCGGCUGACGAAGUUCCCCCUGCGGCUACACUACUGGCCUAGCACCACGAACACGCGCGCGCACGCACACACACGCCACGCGUAUAUAAAGGGGAGCAUCGUUUUUCGCGGACGUACCCAACGAGCGAGAUGGAGAAAUAGAGAAAGAGAGAGAGAGAGAGAGAGAGAGAGAGAGAGAGAGAGAGAGAGAGAGAGUGAGGCGGAGUAAAGUGCAGAAUUGGAAUUCCCGGGCGACAUCGAUGCCCGAGAGCCAGGGACCCACAAUCGAACAUGUGUGCUGCUCCGCUGCCGCUGCACAGCUGAAGAUUAAGAGCCGAUGCGUGCUGAGCUGAGCUGCUCGUUCGCGAGAGAAAUUAAUAAAUGUGCAGAGAGAGAGAGAGAGAGAGAGAGAGAGAGAGAGCAGCCGAAUGGCGUAGGAGGGUUGGCUCGUAGAAGGAAAUGGUUAUAGGGUGCGCGAUAUUUUGCGGACCACGAUUGCGACGCGAUAUACACGGCACCAAGACGAUUAUUGCCGCGCGAGAGUGAAUUAUUGCCCCUUUCUGCACAGCGCCUGGCAAAAAUUCAAUUGCGUCGAUUUUUCCGAAUAAGCGAUUAGGCCCGGCCUCUCGUCUACCCGCCAAAUUACGACGCCAGCCAAAGUGCGUGAGCAAAUUGUUGAUUGCCGCCAGACGAAGGGCGAAGGUAUUCUCUCUGUCUUUCACUCUCGCUCGCUCACUCUCUCUCUCUCUCUCUCUCUCUCUCUCUCGCUUUCGCGCGCGCGCGCGCGCACUAUCUCUCGUUGAAACAAGAGAAGAGGGAAUUACCGACGACGUGCGAGAGAGACGGACAGCUUUUCAAGAAAAUGAAGAAAAGCUGAAGGUCUUGGAGGCGAUUGUUAUCGUAAUUUGUUAGCACAAACUUUUGAAGCGCUUCCGUUAAAACCCGUAAAGAUGCAUUUAUAAUUUGUUUAGAAUAGAAGACUGUAUGCUUCUCUAAAAACACAAAAUAGGAUAAGUAAAUCUGUUGAUCACUCUCGAAGAGUAGAAAAGAGUUUUGAUUCAAUAAAAAGCCGUUAAUGCUCGAUUGGAAAGAGCGGGGGUGUCGAAGCAUAUAAGCGAUCACAAAUAUUAAACGUGGGGGAAUAGCAAAACAAACACAAAGGCAAGCACGCGUGCAUAAAAGAGAAAAAAAGUAUCCUUCGGGGGAUACAUAAUAACGAGUCCGAGACAAAUAGUCACGGGCAAGUGUUGCUCAAGUGGUGGUAAGAACCAAAAAACAAGAGAGAGAGAGAAAAAAAAAAGGAAAAAAAUUUGUCGGCGGCACCAAAAAUGGAUGGUCUGGGCAAACGCGUCAUUUAGCCGUAAGCGCAAGGGGUCUUCGAACUUUCCAGAGAGCGAGAGAAAAAAAGGGGGGAGAGAGAGAGUAGAAACACAACGAUGCGCCCUCGCAAUCAGCAACGGCGGCAGCAGUGCCAGCAACAGCAGAAGCAGCAGCAGCAAGGGUGGAAAGGACCAAGGGUUGUUGCGAGCUGAGCUGGACGUCACGCGCCGGAGGUAUCCCGCUAUUGUGGUGGUGCAGGGGUCGCAACAUUGGCGUGGGGUGAGCCCGAGCGAAAGAUUGACGGCCGCAGAGAGCGAGGAAGAGAGAGAGAGAGAGCGAGAGAGAGGAGCCUGUAUAUAUGUAGAGCUUGCGCGUUUUUACUAUACAAAUCACAACACUCGUGCAGCUCUCGUUUUCACGGCGUUUAGGGAAAAGUAAAGCUAAAGAACUCGAAGGGCAACAAGUGAACACGUCGCUCUCUUUUUUCGGCCUCCUUCCUUCGACACAUCGAGCUUAUUAAAUGACGAGCUAUCUUAGGGGCAGUCCAGGCUAGAGCGGUAGAAGCAGCUAACAUCCGAGGGGGAUAAAUCAUCGGCGGCAGGAGGGGGUGGGAGGUCGGCUUCGGCCGCACGGCUCGUAAAAUCGUCGCCCCAUCUCUCUUUCUCUCUCUCUCUCUCUCUCUCUCUCUCUCUAUCUCUCUCUCUCGCUCUUUGGUGAGCGAACGGUGCGUGCGAGGAAAAGUGGCCCGAGCAGAGAAAAUUCCCAGCCUGUUCUGCUCACGCGAAAGGGGAGACGAGCGAAAGAGAGCGAGAGAGCGGCGUUGGCGUUAUCGAGCGCGAGAGCGAUUGCGCGCUUGCGCCGCCGCGGGUACGGGAAGGGGCCGGUUCACAGACUACACGACUCGCCGCGCUACUCGCCUCUCGCCGCAGCAGCAGUCAGUCGAUCGUCGGCACUAGCCGGCAAUGCAACAACAAUCACCCACUGUCAGUUGGUGAUUCCAACGCCGGCCGAGCCCAGCCGUACAGGUACGCUCGAGAGCGAGCAACAUGACCAACACGCCCAGUCGGGAGACACCGCCGCCGCAGCAGCCGGCCGCCGACGAGGCCGUGCAACUGACAGAGCUGCGACCGGUCGAGCAGUCGAGGAUCAAGGAGACCACUGCCGGGGACGACACCUGCGUCACCGACGGCCUCAAAGCUCUGCGGAGCUUCUCGCGCCGACAGCUCGACGAGUUCCAGCAGUUUGGCUCGCAGUAUCCGAGGAAGAGGAAGGCCGAACGAUGGAAACACCUGAGUGGCGCCGAGUUCGCCGGCCUCGACAGCGAGGACGACGAGUGCGUUAAGCGCAUCAACGGCAUUCGCCGCAAACGGAGCGGCGUCAAACUAAUCGACCCUCUCCACGACAUGAUCAACGACAACGACGAGGAGGACGAGGAGGACGAGGAGGAGGUAGACGAGGACGAGGAUUUGUACCACGGUAUCAACGGUGACUUUGACUACCUCGACGAGAGGAACGUCGAGGAAGUGUACGUGUACCGACAGCGCGAUCCGUGCUCCAGCCCCGAGCUGGAAAAGCUGGCCGCCGCGGGAGGUGCACAGCCGGUGGCCGAGCGCGUCGCCGCGAGAAAAGACGAGGAGGAGGAGGAGGCGGAGGAGGGGGAGGAGGAGAAUCAGGAACCGGCGAAAGCGCCGGCCAAGCGGCCGCGAGGGCGACCGCGGAAGAAAAAAUUGGCGAGGCCGAGGAGAAAGGAGAAGGAGCCGGCGAGCAGCGAGACCGAGAAGUUCGCGGACAGCCCGGAAAAAGAGCUGCAGAGCAAGAUCAACGACAUCAUCAAAGCCAACUACCUGCUCGAGCAGGAGAACAACAACAUCGUGGAGAGCAGCGACAACAACAACGAGCUCGACAAGCGGUCCGUGGUCCAGGCGAGCAGCAAGGACUCCUCGGAGGAGUCCUCGGAGGAUCAGCAGCGGCGGCAGCCGGACCCGCCGAAGAAGUACAGCUGCGAGCUGUGCGAGGCGCGCUUCAAGGGCAGCGGCGGUCUGCGCAACCACUACAAGGUGGUGCACUCCAAGGGGCCGCUGUUCAAGUGCGACGAGUGCGGCAAGGAGUUCCCGCUGAAGGAGCGGCUGAAGCUGCACGUGCGCACCCACACCGGCUUCAAGCCCUACAAGUGCGACGAGUGCGACAAGAGCUUCGCGCGGGGCGGCCAGCUGGUGCAGCACCGGCGCACCCACAGCCAGAUCAAACCGUACAGCUGCGAGCUGUGCUCGGGCACGUUCACCUGCGCGGCCAACCUGGCGCUGCACGUCAAGCGCCACAACGGCCAGAAGGACCACAAGUGCGACAUCUGCGGGCGCGGCUUCGUGCGCCGCGACGCCCUGAAGAAGCACCUCGAGUGCCUGCACCGCGACGUCAAGUCGUUCCUCUGCUCGAUCUGCAACAAGACGUUCAAGGGCCACCUGCCGCAGCACAUGCGCACCCAUGCGCAGGACCGGCCGCACGGCUGCGCCACCUGCGGCCAGCGCUUCGCGCAGAAGAGCCAGCUGACGGUGCACCAGAGGACGCACUCGGGCCAGAGGCCGUUCCGCUGCCUGGUCUGCUGGCAGGCGUUCGCCCACUCGACCGCGCUCAAGCUGCACACCAGGCGGCACACCGGCGAACGGCCGUUCAAGUGCGCCGAGUGCAGCGCCGGCUUCACGCAGCUGCCGCACUGGAAGAAGCACAUGAAAUGCAUCCACGGGCGCAGCGAGCCCUACUGCUGCCGCAACUGCAACAGCUUCUUCAGGAUCAAGAACGACCUGGAGGCCCACGAGAAGGGCUGCCUGGCCAAGGACCAGGACGAGGACAGCGGCGACGUGUCGGCCAGCGCUAUGGCCAAGUUCCGCAACAUGUCCAUCGAGAAGAUGAGGCUGCUGCUGGCCGUGCUGCUCAAGCGCAUAUCCAAGCAGGAGAGGCUUGACGAGCUGGGCUUCGGCAAGCGGCUCAUCGACGAGGUCCUCGUCGACUCGCUCGAGUCGGCGGGCAAGGAGGCGGUCAAGGCCAACGGUCUCAACACCGAGUUCGAGGCCUUGAGGAAGAACCUGUCGGUCUUCCUCGAGUGGACGGUGCCCAAGGAGCACUGGGACAACUUCCGCAAGCUCAAGAAGACGCCCGAGGAAGUGCUGGAGACGCUCACAGCCACGUAAGCGCGUACUUAGCCGUCGUCUCGAGAGAACCACGGCCGGGGGGGAGCAAGGGGUUAGGCGUUGUAUAGAGGGGAGAGGGGAAGGAGAGAGAGAGAGAGAGAGAGAGAUCAAUGUCUCGCUUCACUCUCUCUCGCUCUCUCUCUCUCUCUCUCUGUCUCUCUCUCUCUCUCUUUCUCUUCCGCAUCAGUGCCAUAGGACGUUUGCCCGGUUUGGUUAUCGCAUAUACAUAGCGCGUUUGGGGACUCGAGGUGCAAUUGAUUGCGAGAUUUGCAAAAGGGAAUAUGGCUCUUUUGAUUCGAAUGUAUAAAAGGGGUUGGUUGCUGGCAGGAUUUCAAUGAGCACGCACACGCGAAAACGGGUUGCCAAUGAGAUUCGGAUGAGGUCUCCACUGCGGGGACGCUGCGUGAGCGGGCACAAGUAUAUUAUUUCCAAAAUACUCGGAGAGUAAGUGGCAUUUCUAGAUUGGAUGAACACACGGAGAGAAGAUAGAGAGAGAAAGAGAGAGAGAGAGAGAGAGUGAAGAAAAUUUAUGAUCGAUUUUCGACGAAAGUCUCUGUAAUUGUAUAAUGUAUUUUAGCGCGAAAGAAUUUUAAAAGAAGAAUUAAAGCGUGUAACGCUUGGCCGUACUAAUUGAUAAAAAUAGCGCACGAAAAGCAUAGACGUAUAAAUUGCACUCGCCUUUCAUCUAUAUUUGUACACUGACAAUGCUAAUCUUAACCGUACCGAGCUGUAUACCAAAACGCAAAAAUGUUAUUCUAUCCUUCUGUGUGUGUGUGUAUGUGUAGGCGCGUGCCACGCGUGUGUGUCGAUUUGUCACAAGACUUGCGAGAGAGAGAGAGAGAGAGAGAGCCAGAGAUAAAAAGAGAUUUCGAUGCCCUGGAAUGGAGUCUACGAAGGUCGAGCGAAGCACACGCGAGCGCAACCGCGUCACUUAACAUUUAUAGUGAGAUGAACAUAUGUUAUUUACAAGAAAAAUUACAAGGUUUUUUUAUCCGAAGCUAAAGCUUUCAGUGAGAUUUUUCUCUACUCUAUUGUGUUCACAGCCAGACUUAAUCCAAACGAAUCGUUGUUAUACAUAGAGCAAGCUUUUUCUUUUAGAAACACUGUAUUCUUUCCCGACUUGGCAAAGCCAACAUAAACAAACAGAGACCAAUGCGUUUGGACUUUUUAGCUAGAGAUGUAUAGUAAAUGUGAACAGACAAUAAUGAAUAACUCAAAAAUAGAGAAAAUAGUUCUAUAUAUUGAAUAUUAAAAUGAGCGUUUUUUCGUGUAUUUCUUAAGAAUAUAUUGGAUAUCCAGUUUAAAGAAGUUUUACAAGAACGUAAUCUAUAUAUUUACAUACGGAGUUUUACUUAACAAUCGAUAUAAACAUUAUACGACUUAAUUCAGUGUAACGGUUUUUCGUUUAUUUUAUAAGUCGAAGGUGCUACAGUUAUAUGAAAUAAUUUUUUCAUUCGCGACGAAAUUUAUCAUUUGCGAACAUAAGAUGUCAUUUGAUUUAACUUAAUCAUAAUGCAAUUGCUCAGUUGAUUUUUGAGAAAUGGAAAGAAAAUAUAUCUGCGAAAACAAAUAAUCUUACAUAUUUGAUAAAUGUACUUUACACAUAUAGAGUAUCUGAGCACUGUGCGAAUGAAAACAACUGUGAAGGGAAGGAGGGGGUAAAUGAAAAUAUAUCGCUUCGAUUUAAAAAAAUUUAUUCCAGAUCGAAAUCUGGGCGAAAUCGCUUGCCUGAAUGGCCGAAUGCAAAUCGGGGUCGAAAGAGCACUGAAUAUUAAAUCGAGGUGACGUCCGUCAUAGACUGUCCCGAGAAAGCGGAUAGAUUGUUUUUUUUUUAUUUUGCGCUGCGUUACGUACUUUAAAAGAGCUUUAUAAACUUUUUCAUUGAUGAGUGCCAAAGUGAUUUGACGAGAAUCCAAAAUAUGCUUACGUAAUCCAUAGUUUUAUUACUAUUUAAAAGUAACUGCAAUAAUUUUGCAUUAUUUUAUGCAGUUUACAAUUUUGAGGCUUAAGGCAUUGUAAAUAACGCUUUGUUUUCUCUCAAAGAUUUUUAUUUUUUUUAUUUUUUUUUCUCUGUUGGUAUUACUUAAUUUAGCGAUCGAUUAGUUCGAUAUAAUGCGUACUGUUAUCAUUGCAAUCAAUGACUGAUAAAUGUCUGACAAUUUUGCUUUCAGAAAGAUCAAAUGAUAAUACAUUGAUAAAAUGCUGUAUUUUCAUUUGCUUCUAAGUCGAAUUUCAUAUAUAUAUAUAUAGAAUAUAUUUAUUUUGUUUUUUUGGGUGUGUGCCAUGAAAAAUUUAAUCGUAAUAUAUUAUAAAAACUGUUACAAAUUCCAACGUGAUGUGACAAAAAUCAAAAUUACAAGUAAAUUUAGUGUGUAGAUAUGUUUUUGUUGAAAUACUUGUGUAAGCGUAUGUUUUCGGGUUGAAAACAUAUAUGCCAACGAUAGAACACGCAAAAACUUUGAGAUAACUUUAUUUAUCUGUUGAGUCAUUCAAUGCUGUCAUAUUGCGAUUUUUUUUCUAAUUUUGAAAUCGAUUUAAAAAAAGGGAAGGAUUGUAUGGAAAAUUCAAAUGUAGAUAAAAAAGAACUGAACCAGCACAAAUUUGAAAAGCAGCACAGAUUAGCAGCAAUAUAUACUAUAGAUUUUCAAAUCUUUUUUAUCAUUUAUAGAAAAACAUUAUUAGGUGAUGAAACGUACUACACUCAAAAUACUUAAUUUUUUGUAACUUCCUACAGAGUAAAACAACGUAAUUGUUAGUCUGUGCGUUUUAAAAUGGAAAAACAGAUGUGGUUGAUAAUAAUUAGAUGUAAGUUUGCUUCGAAUAUUGUAGUCGGAUAAAACGUUAAAGUUCGACUCCAAAAAUUCAUGUGAAGCGUUGUGCAAAAUCCAAAUUUUCUGUACUACAUAACUGAAAACUUGAGUACGAAAAAAUAUAUAUUGUCU
This is a messenger RNA of Phymastichus coffea, 8502 nucleotides long. Its product is annotated as zinc finger protein 260-like. The coding region runs from base 3422 to 5560 and encodes 712 amino acids. Gene Ontology annotation, biological process: regulation of DNA-templated transcription. The transcript has 2 exons. The record is from RefSeq and is a predicted model, not a curated record. NCBI's taxonomy places the organism in Eukaryota, Metazoa, Arthropoda, Insecta, Hymenoptera, Eulophidae.